Messenger RNA from Grammomys surdaster, 3858 nucleotides. It is a transcript of the gene Mtf2, whose product is annotated as metal response element binding transcription factor 2. Gene Ontology annotation, biological process: regulation of DNA-templated transcription; chromatin organization. The record is from RefSeq and is a predicted model, not a curated record. Gene Ontology annotation, molecular function: DNA binding; chromatin binding. Bases 221 to 1801 code for a protein of 526 amino acids. The transcript is spliced from 13 exons. Lineage: Eukaryota; Metazoa; Chordata; Mammalia; Rodentia; Muridae. Gene Ontology annotation, cellular component: nucleus.
ACUCAGAUUGACUACUCUGACUGUAGCCAUAAGCCCAGAAGCUAUGGAACAGGUCACAGUAAAUGUACCAGGAAACAAAAUUUGGAAGGGACACAGGACCUCAGUAAACAAAUAGUAAAUAAUAAAAAAGAAGCAGGCUAAUAAAUAAUUGGUAACGUCUAUGUUACCUAUAUGUUACAGAAUAAAGAGUUAAUAAAGUAAAUUUGUUUUCUUCCACUAGAUGGAAUAUUAUGCAGCUAUUAGAAGUUAUAAUUUUGAAAACUGGCUGUGUGAAAAUGCUUUGGUAGAAGAAUUUCCUUGUAUUGGAGCCACUGGGAGUGGGGAAAUGGUCUGUACAAUAUGUCAAGAAGAGUAUUCAGAAGCUCCGAAUGAAAUGGUUAUAUGUGAUAAGUGUGGUCAAGGAUAUCAUCAGCUGUGUCAUACGCCUCAUAUUGACGCAAGUGUGAUAGAUUCAGAUGAAAAGUGGCUUUGUCGACAGUGUGUGUUUGCAACAACCACGAAGAGGGGUGGUGCGCUUAAGAAAGGACCAAAUGCCAAAGCAUUGCAAGUCAUGAAGCAGACAUUGCCCUAUAGUGUGGCCGACCUUGAAUGGGAUGCAGGUCAUAAAACCAACGUCCAGCAGUGCUACUGCUACUGUGGAGGCCCUGGAGACUGGUAUUUAAAGAUGCUGCAGUGUUGCAAAUGUAAGCAGUGGUUUCAUGAGGCUUGUGUCCAAUGCCUUCAGAAGCCAAUGCUGUUUGGUGAUAGGUUUUAUACAUUUAUUUGCUCUGUCUGCAGUUCUGGACCAGAAUACCUCAAACGUCUACCAUUACAGUGGGUAGAUAUAGCACACCUAUGCCUUUACAACCUAAGUGUUAUUCACAAGAAGAAAUACUUUGAUUCUGAACUUGAGCUUAUGACAUACAUUAAUGAAAACUGGGAUAGAUUGCACCCUGGAGAGCUGGCAGACACACCCAAAUCUGAAAGAUAUGAGCAUGUUCUGGAGGCAUUAAAUGAUUACAAGACCAUGUUUAUGUCUGGGAAAGAAAUAAAGAAGAAGAAGCAUUUGUUUGGGUUGCGAAUUCGUGUUCCUCCUGUGCCACCAAAUGUGGCUUUCAAAGCAGAGAAAGAACCUGAAGGAACAUCCCAUGAAUUUAAAAUUAAAGGCAGAAAGGCAUCCAAACCUAUAUCUGACUCAAGGAAAGUAAGCAAUGGGAUAGAAAAAAAAGGAAAGAAAAAAUCUGUAGGUCGUCCUCCUGGCCCAUAUACAAGAAAAAUGAUUCAAAAAACGGCUGAGCUACCUUUGGAUAAGGAAUCAAUUUCAGAGAAUCCUACGUUGGAUUUACCUUGUUCUAUAGGGAGAACUGAGGGAAUUGCACAUUCAUCCAAUACCUCAGAUGUGGACCUCACGGGUGCUUCCAGUGCAAAAGAAACUACCUCGUCUAGCAUUUCCAGAAAUUAUGGAUUAUCUGACUCUAGAAAAAGAACUCGAACAGGAAGACCGUGGCCUGCUGCAAUACCACAUUUGCGGAGAAGAAGAGGUCGGCUUCCACGAAGAGCACUCCAGACUCAGAACUCAGAAGUUGUAAAAGAUGAUGAAGGCAAAGAAGAUUAUCAGUUUGAAGAACUCAACACAGAAAUCCUGAAUAACUUAGCAGAUCAGGAGUUACAGCUCAAUCACCUGAAAAACUCCAUCACUAGUUAUUUUGGUGCCGCAGGUAGAAUAGCAUGUGGCGAAAAAUACAGAGUUUUGGCUCGUCGGGUGACACUUGAUGGCAAGGUGCAGUAUCUUGUGGAGUGGGAAGGAGCAACUGCAUCCUGACUGUAGGACUGAACGUUAUGGUCGCUGCAUUCAUUUCUGUUGGUACAGUUCAAAAAAAGAAGAAGAAGAAGAAGAAAGAAUGUGGGUUUUGUUAUCUUUCUUAGAAAAAGAAACAGAGAAAACACAAAAAUAUUCACAAAAGGAGAUGAUACUGGCCUUAACAUGUACUUGUCAAUGUUACGGAUAUUGUCAUAAAAAGAUAUCUUUUAAAAAUCAGAGGAGACUUAAUUUUUUUAAAUCUUAAGAUUUGUAGACUGUUUCUAGGAUAGGAUAUUAAACAUGAUUCAAACCCAUGCAUGGUGUUAGAUACUUUUUAUAAUUAUUCCAUUGAGUCAAUUUUUGUGAUUAGUGGUUAUCAGAGCAAAGAGAUCAUGUAGAUAGCACAAGUAUUUGGAGAAACAUUGUGUGUUUUGUUACCAAAAUGUUGGAAAGAUUUAUUUCAAUACCCUUUAGAUUUCAUAAAGUGUAGUGUAUAUAAUGUCUACUGAAAGACUGUAAAAUAUUGAAAUUUCUUUCAAGCAAAAUGUAAAAAAUAUAUUGAGCCUGUAAAUUGCUCUGUGACUAGACUUCAUUGUCGUCUUAAUAUAUUCUUUGCAUGUACAUGUAUAUACACAUAUGUGUAUAUAUAUGUGUGUGAUUAUGUGACCUAUGCAAUACAAUUAUGGGAAUGGGCAGCUUUGGAGUAUACAUCCCAUAAUUCUUAUUUCAGGAAUAGUUGCAGUAUUUACACAGCAGCAUUUCUUCUCAGGCGUUUAUUGGGUGCUGUUGCUUGCUAUGUAUGAAGAGAAAUGUGUCAAACAAAUGUAGUGUGUACUGAAGAAGGGUGUGAACAACAGUGUUCAUGGGCUUUUAGAGUGCUUUUCAGUCAUUGUAACUGAGCUGUUGAAUACCUAAAACAAAUUCGAGUGAUAUCUACAUCAUCUCCCAUUAGAAGUGACGUUUUCAAGUUAUUGUGGCACAUUAUGAUUGUAAAUGUCUCACUUUUAACAGUAAGUCUGUAGGAGCCCGGUGAAGACUCCUGAAAUGUCUGUAGUAAUUAAUUGUUAGUCAUGUUUGAGUAAGCGUAGUAUGAACAAAGUCUUUUAUUGCACAGGGUUAACAAACAGUAUGUUGCUAGCUGAGGCUAACUGCUGUUUUAUUACAACAUUACCUCUUGUUUUUAUAAAAUGUACCAAGAUUUUAAAUUGAUAUCUUUAUUUUACAUGUUAAAAAAAAGUUUCUUUUAUCACCAGUGUUAGAGUUGUCUUCUGUUUUUUGUUUUGUUUUUGUUUUUAUCUUGUUGUUUUCUUUCUUAGCCAAAGAGUAAACAGAAGAAUAUUAUUUUGGUAGCUCCUCAUUUCACUUUUAUAAUGAUUGGUGGAUUUUAGACUAAAAAUUGGGGAAAUUUCUGCCAAAAUGAAGAAAUCUGUGACGUAUGUUAAUGACAGAAUACUAAAAUUGUGGUUAGUGCUUAUUUAUUCCAUUAAUUGAUUAUUUGACUAUUUUUUAAAGACACAUGCUUUAUUUCUUUAAGCAUCUUCAAAAGAUGAUUUUUCUUGUCACAUUGUAGCCAAAAGAAGCAGAGAACUUCUUGUCCUGCUUUUGGUUCCUGGAUGACCAGGUAUAAUGAGCUUUAGAAAGUGCAAAUUACAAACUGUCACUUCUGUUCACCUCCACCAAAACUUGAUUUCCCCUAGCUAUUAAUUUAAAGUUGCCUUUCUUGCAGCUGCAAUAUUUUGAAUAACACAGAGAUUGUGUUAAUUUUUGAAUGUUUGUUUAUAUCUAGGGGUAAUGGAAAAUGUAAUUCCCGUGUAACCUGAUUCACUCCAGCUGUAUCAUAUUUCAUUUUUCCCAAAGUCCUUUAAUUUUAACUGAACACCAGCAGUAUUUUUAGUAAUUCUUUAAGAUACAUGGAAGACAACUUAUCAAGCUGAACUGUCUCUAGACGUAAUUAUUGUGAAUGUCUGUUUUCUUUUAUCAUGGUGGUUCACAUGGCUCUGAUGUUCAGUUUGUAUUUUUGAAAUUGCUUUACUUAGAAUUAAAACAGACCAACAUUAAAUGUGUGUAUUUUUAAAAGA